Molecule: messenger RNA, 3074 nt
Organism: Bolinopsis microptera
Lineage: Eukaryota; Metazoa; Ctenophora; Tentaculata; Lobata; Bolinopsidae
Exons: 8
Coding region: 42-1460 (472 amino acids)
Biological process (GO): regulation of gene expression
Cellular component (GO): cytoplasm; nucleus
Molecular function (GO): mRNA binding
Source: RefSeq, a predicted model, not a curated record
CCACCUCUAAUGCUAACAGUUAAUUCUAUUUAGCUGACAACAUGAUCGAAUCAUUGGACUGUUUUGCGAAUUACGACAAGUUUAACCAGAAAGACCAGAAGCGCUUAGAAAGUGCAUUACAAGACGGUACUUUAGUGUUUCCCAAGUCGUUUAGCCCCACCAAGAAAGUUGCUUUUGUUAAAGCUUCCAAGCAGCAUUAUGUAGGGAUGAUUGUGGGAAAGAAAGGAACUAACAUCAUGCAAAAGCGUAAUCAAACCAACACAGAUGUACAAAAUCCUCAGCAGGAUGAUGAACCUACCUUCCGAGUAUAUGGAGAAAGCUACAAGGAUUUGGCUGAGAUGGCACUUUGGAUAUUGGAGCAGGAUGACAGACUAAGUGGAAAAGAUUCUAACAACGGGAGAUUUAAAACGGAGGCGCGUAUUUGGUGUUGUCCAAAGUAUGUGGGAUUGUUGGUAGGACCCAACGGUGGAACAAUAAGGCAGAUCAUGGAGGACACUUCCUGCAGUAUUCAGUCACCACCACGAAAUGAGAAAGUAAAGUUCUUCAAUCUCACUGGUUCUGUGGAGGAGAUAUCAAUGGCAUUUGCGGAAAUGGACUACUUGAUAAAGCAGAAAUACAACAAUGACCAGUCCGGAUACUACAACUCCAACAAGACCUGUGACUGUGUCAAUGUUUGUGAAAGAUUAAAAUUGUUCACCGCCGAAGGGGAUGGACCAGCCACUCAACUCUCUCACCUGAACAUGCCACUUAACAUGCCUAAUGUGAACACAAUGAAGAACACCUCCCCACCCAUACCACCUUCACCUUCCAACAAAAUACCUUACAACAGCCCUUACAUCACCCCAGAUCAGUUAGUCAGGGGACAGUACGGAGAUCUGGAGGGAGACUUCAGUCAGGCUGCUCGUAACAGCUCUGGUAUGGAAAACACCCCUUCAAUACGGGGUUCUAGAGUAUUCUCUGGAGGCAAUAACAGGACUAGGAACACUAGUCCCAACUACACGCCCCAACCUCCAAUCCCAUUCACCGCCGGAACAGAUAACUCCGGCAGUCCGCCGUACAGCAACCAACAAACUCAGCUAUCAUAUAAUAGCCAUCCUAACAAGGAAUUGUUGGAUUUGCUCAAUCUGCAGAACUACAAUCUGAAUUUCAACGAGGAUCUUGUUCGGCUGCUUCCUCUCCUUCUAGAGUUUCAGAAUCAUCAGAUGAACCAGAGUUGUUCUCCUAAAACUGCGCCCUCUGUCAAUGACAGAUCAAGUCCUUAUGCUAAUCAAUCCUUGGUGAAUGAUUUUGUCAACUCUCCGAAGAAUACCAACAGAUUGCCUGAGACAACGAACCAGUGUCCUGUUGACAUAUUGUCCGAAAUGUCUCGUCUCGCACUCAAUCCUGGAAUGAACGGAAGAGAAACGAUUUCACGUCCAUCACAAAACGUCUUUGACGGUAUCCACUUCGCUUCCUUCUAAGAAGAUUCGAGUACUUCUGCUGUUCCAAAAACACUACACUGUCCUUGAUCGUAAUUCAAAAUUCAGUCGUAUAUGAAUUCAUUAUUGACGAGACAACUUAUUUCCUGUUUAAAUUUAUGUGUUUGCCUGAUCAUUAUUUGACUCCUUGUGUAACCAAAUAACCACGAUAGAGAACUAUUUAUUUGCUUAAUCAUGAUCAUAAUUAUGAUCAUUGAUCAUGAUCAUGUGUUAAAUUUAGAGUUUGAGUUGACGCUAAUACCAUAAUAAUUCGUAUUUUUCAAUAUUUGUUUAAUGUUUAUUUAUUUAUUACCUUAUCGUUAUUCUUUAUCUAAUUUAACCCUAUUUGAGUGUUUAAGUUGCAGUUUGACGUUAUAAUUUAUAUUUAAUGAACCGACCAAUUUCUAGUGAGACAAUACUAUGUCUCAGAGAACUAUUUGUGUACCUAUUCUGCUAUGACAUACCACAAUCCGAUAACGUUGAAUCAUGAUUCAUCCAGUUUGUUAAUUUGCUUUACUAUAACUUGAGUAAAGGGGGAGUAAUACAAUUUUGAUGUCUUAAUUUCUCAAAACACUUGUCCGAUCAGAUCAAUUUUUUUAAAACCGGCACUACCCCUUUACUUGGUUAAUUAUCAUAAUUACUGUUUUUGUUCAAAGUUUCUGGAACUUUUACUGCAGCAGUUACUAUACGAUUUGUUUAAUCUUGCCUUGACGGCCUUCUCCAUUAACUGCUGCAGCUCUGUUCUCAUUUGUUAUAAAGUUGUACGUGCGUAUAACUAUUCAUCUCGAUGAAUGGCGGUUAGUAUGUUUGCGUUCCGGAUCGGAAUGUUACUAAUCGUUCGCAGCAAGUAGCUGGAGCUCUUUUUCUUAGGAUGGAACUGGUUUUAACCACAUUCCCGCCUAAGAGUAGCUCCUUUACUUGUUUGCAAAGUAGUCACUUUAAGUUUUACAUUAAAACCCUGAGAAACUGGACCCCUUGUAAAAAUACUGCGCUCUGAGUGUUCCCACAAAAUUUUGGAAAUAAUUAAAGGUAGCAACUUUUCUCAGCCCAAGCAGGUUUUAUUUAAAACGUGAGAACGAUUCCUGUAAAUGAAGAGCGCAGUUUUCUUGUCGCACGUUGUGUGUUUCCUUAACCGUGCGCUUCAAGCCGGCCGGCGGUGCACGGUUAACGAUCCGCAGAGCGUGAGGUGAAGGUUUUCCCGGGUUUUACUGUAUUUAACGUUUUUCAAAUAUUUUAAUUUCCUUUACUAGUCACCCUCUGACCAGUUUAAUUGUUUAACCAGUAGAAAGACAGUAUUUCCGAUUAUCUGUGUAUCCAAUUUAAUUGCCCUUUGGCUAUUUUGGUGGAUGAUAAUUGUUUCGAAUCUUGAUGCUGUUGAAUUUAUCGGUAAUUGUUCAGAAUCUAGGGAACGAAUUGUUGAAAAAAACGAUUUUUUAAAAAUGUAUCCAAAAAUUUAUUUCUGAUAGUUUAGCGAUGAAUCUUAAUUUCUUCUUUUUAUAGUGACAGUUCAAUGUUUGUUUUUCAUUUUAAGUGUACUUUUUCUAAUGAGAUUGACAUUUUCUAUCGCAUUAUGUAAGCCAUUGCAUUAUUUAUUAUAAUUUAUUAGUUUUCAAUGAA